ACCGGUUUACGCGAAAGAUUCAGCCAUUUUGACUUGGGACGUUUGGUACAAACGGAUACGACUUUCUGCGUCCAGCAUGACUUCUAGAACACAGAGGGAUAAAGGACAGAAACAGAACACAAAUCAGGCUAUUUUAUCAGAGUUGCUGAAAGAGGAAGAAAAUAGAUACUGUGCCGAUUGCGCGGCCAAAGGGCCUCGGUGGGCGUCAUGGAACCUGGGUGUUUUCCUAUGCAUUCGUUGUGCCGGCAUACAUCGAAAUUUAGGGGUACAUAUAUCGAGAGUAAAAUCAGUGAACCUCGAUUCAUGGACUCCGGAACAGAUGGACAGCAUUCAGCAGUGGGGAAAUAAACGAGCAGCAGAAUUUUGGGAAUGUUAUCUGCCGUCUGACUUUCGCCGUCCGCAAACUGACUCAACAGUAGAGGCAUUUAUCAGGAGCAAAUAUGAACGAAAACAGUAUUUAAAGAAAGAUGGAUUACCUCCAAAUAGAUCCACCCCAAGUUCUGCCAAAGAAACAAAAUCUGCCGAUAAGAAGAAAAGGAGAGACAAGAGAGAAGAAAUUACCAUAACUCCGCACAAAAUUGAAGCUGAAAAGAAAGUUGCUCCUCCUGUCAGUUCAGUGGCCCAACCACGUCCACGCUCCCACCCUCCCCCCGUCAAAGCACCUGAGCCAGCCAAACCUGCUGCUCUGGUUGAUCUACUGUCGUUAGACACCCCAGCACCUACCCCAGCACCUGCCCCAGCUCCAGCCCAAGCAUCAGCACCAGUGAGUUCUGGUGGUUUGCUAAAUUCUCUUGCCCAGCCCAUGCCUGCUGCUUCACAACCUGCCAAGACUGGUUUAGAGAGUGAGCUGAUUGAUUUUGGUGCAUUUCAAGCAAAUACCACAAUUGACACUGGCUUUAGCCAAUCACAGCAGGUCAACACACAAGUACCUCAAGAAUCAAAUGAAGAUUCCCUUCUUAAAGAUGACUCUACAACCAAUAAGUCAACCAAAGACAGUAUAAUGGCACUGUAUGCACCAAAGACACAGGGCAGUCAACCUCAGAUGUUUGGUGUACCUGGUGGCAUGUACAUCCCUCCACAGCAACACCAGCAACAACCCCUUCCUAAUCAGCAUCCAGCUAUGUUUAACAGGAUGAGUGCAGUUCCCCCUCAGGGCAUGGGUGCAAUUCCUCCUCAAGGAAUGCCAAUGGGAAUGGGAGUACCACGUCAACCAGCUUUCAUGCAGCAGCAACAACAGCAGCAGCAACAGGUGGCUCAGAUUCAGCAACAAAUGCAACAGAUGCGACUCAAACAACAAAUGCCUCCUCAACAGAUGAACAUGCCAAAUGGAAACUCAAACAUGUUUGCCUCUGCACAGCCACCACUUUCAAAUGGCUGGAUACCACAGCAACCAAUGUCCUUCCCACAGCAGCAGCAUCCUCAGUUUGUCACCACAGGACCUGUACCUAAUGGCAUGGCAGGCUACGGAGCUUAUCCAAUGGGAUCGGUUCCUGGCUCGGGCCAAACUCUGAGUCAUCAGUUGUGGAAAUAAAGAAAAAAUGAAGAUGUUUUUUGAUAUGUAAAUAAUGAUCAUAGUGAUAUGAUUAAUAAAUAUCUUGUAUAUUUGGUUACCUCUGCUAGGUAACUGAUUUCUCAAUGUACAUGUGAAGUUUAGAGGGGCCACCAGAGAAAUAUGGUUGCGUUAACUUGUAUGUAAAUCUAUCUUUGGUGUAAGAACCAAGCCUUACCUCGAACCUCAUCUCGUAUGCUAUUUUUCAUUUUUUGGAGUAAGUUAGAGUUAAAGAUUGUGUUGAAUUUGAUAUUGUUAAACUAGAAGAUGGGGCAAUGUAAGACUAACUGAUACAUGUAAAGACCUUAGGUGAUGGUCUGAUAAUAUAAUUAUAAAAUGCCAUUUGCCUGAGAAGAAAUAUUGGAAUCCUGUACAUGUGCUGUAAAUUCUUACACCAUGCUUUCAGAAUACUUUGGAGUUGCCUCCCAAAGGAACCCAUCACUUACAAACCAAUGUAGAAAAGAGUAAAUGCAAAGAAAAACUGGAAUGUCGUUUUUCAAGAUUUGCAAGUAAAGUUUCUUUUAACAUUUCAUUUGUUUUGUAUUAUCCAUGUCAUUGUUGUAGAGAUGAUUUCUCUUGACUUGUCGGACAAAUUUCACCUGGGAAAGCCAUCACCAUCAUAGUAGUAUUAUUAGUAUCAUUUUUAUUAUUACUAUUAUUAUUUUAUUGUUUAUUUUUCAAAGUUGCCAGUUUCAGGCUAUUUCUAAAGUUCAGCCAUGUCACGAAAAAUUCAGAAUGGCGACUUACCUAGUACUCUACCUUCUGGGCCAAGAAAAAAACAGGAAUGUAUAACCUCUCAAACCACUCUCGACUAUUAGUUCAUGUUUGUCAAAAACUCUUUGUACCCAUCCAUCAAAAUCUUGUGUUGUUAUGCAUUGGGAAAGGGAGGGAAAUUUUGGGUUGAAAGUUUUUUUUCAGAGAGCAGUGGGUGUAUGUUGAAAUUCAGUCAUUAGUUGAAGUAACAUUGUAGAUAGGAUUAUUCCACUCUGAUUCUUGGCUUAAAGAGAUACUCUUCUCAAGCAGUGAAACGUGCAGUGUUAAAAAGUUUGGGACACCCCUGUCAUGAACCCUUUUCAUACCAAUUUGUUGUAGCUGAUGGUUGAAGCUAUUGAUAAUGUUAUUGUUAUGGCAAAAGAGUCUGUCUUUGCUAAAUGUAAGGUUUUUUUCAUUUGUCAUUUCUUGCCAAGUGGGAAUAGUGAUUAUGCUUUAAAAUUGUAUCAAAUUAUCUGGAGUCAUGUUCCUUGAAUUGGCAGCUGACACUCUGUGUAGCAUAUAUCUAAUUGCAGCACCCAUUGUUGGGGUGUUUAAUUUUUGAAAACCAAAGUUGUUGACUUAUUUUCAUUUUUAUUUGAUCUUUUCUUUACACCUGAGUAUAUUUACAGGGAGUUGCCAUUAACAAUUUUGAAAAAAUGCCUUCAAAUUGGAGGAAAGCUUUGAAAGGAAUUAUAAAUAACUCAGUAGAUGGGCACAAGAGAAUCAUGGGUGCCAAUAGAUUUAAAUUAUUGCUGGCCAAGAUUACAAGAGAUUGAUGAAGAUGAUAAACUUUGAAUCUUGAACAAGAGAUAAAAAUGUUUAUCAUUGAUAGAGCUUGUUUAAGUCCAGCUCCAAGACAUGUUUUCUUCAUACUUUUUUUUGUUUCAUUUUCAAAAUAUGAGAUCUUUGGGGGGAAAGCACUCAAAGAUUUUCAUUCAAUGUCUUGUGUUCACAAAUCAUGGGGUGGCUAAAUGAUCAAACAUUUACCUGUGAAGCAAGGUGUUGGAUGAAAAUGUUUGAUCUAGAUCAAACACAGGAAGACAAGACAGUUGGCUUAAUGAUCAAGUGUGAUCUUUAAUACAUUGGAUGAAAAUGUUUGAUCAUGUGGCUAAGGCCUAAGUUCAGAUUUAUUCUGGUGCCUUGGGUAAUGAGUGUGUUGGGGAAUUUGAUAGAAAGGUUUUAGGAUUUUUGUGUUAAAUACUCAUCUUUCUAUUUCUUACCUUUCCUGAAAGUAUCAGAGAUAAGCAAAGUAGGUGUUGAUAAAAGUUGUUGUCAAAAAUACUUGGAAAGCUCUAGGAAGGUCGUAAAUCUUGUAUAAGUAUUGUAAAAUAAGUAGUGGGUAUACAGAAUAAAAGCUUGAGAAAACA
Molecule: messenger RNA, 3669 nt
Organism: Stylophora pistillata
Lineage: Eukaryota; Metazoa; Cnidaria; Anthozoa; Scleractinia; Pocilloporidae
Product: stromal membrane-associated protein 1
Cellular component (GO): cytoplasm
Molecular function (GO): metal ion binding; GTPase activator activity
Source: RefSeq, a predicted model, not a curated record